GCCAAAAAAUGGCGUCAGACCAGUUUUCCGUUAAGGAUUUCAAGGGAUCUGUAGAGGAGAUGAGCAUUAAAAGUGUACUGGGUAUCAUUUGCACAAAAACAGUUUCUCCUGUGCCUAAGUUCCUCAAUUUAAUUAUAAAAAACAGUAAUGCUAUUGCAGGGAAGUCGUUUAGCGAUGCUUCAGUGUAUCUUCAACUAAAUCAUGAAAGUGGUGAGGCUGCAGGUUAUAUAAGUAAAUUUCCAGAGUGUGGACUCGUUUACAUGAAGGACAUUUUAAAUAAUUCUGUCCUUGAAGAUUUUCAAAAAAGGGGAGUAGACGCCAUCGAGAUGCAUUCAGAUGUUUGUCGUCAACCAUUCUUAUCAUUGUUGGGAUUUCUUCGUGGACGUGAACAACAUGAAAGGUCACUUAGGAGACUAAUCACAUCCACUCUGCCAACAAGUGGAAAUAAAGAAACUCAGAUUAUGGUUGCAUUGGCCCAACACCUGUUUUCUCAAUUGGUGCCAGGCAAGGAGUACGAGGUUGAUAGAUAUGCAAAGCAACUUCCAACAAAAUGUGGCUGUGGCUGUAAGGCCAAGAUUUGUGCAGGAAACACCUCAUUAGGGUCAGAAAGGACGUGGCAUGGCAGAGUAGACAUCCUCCUGAACAAUACUGUUGCAGUGGCACUUGGGAAGGAACAGACAGACAAAUGUGAAGAGGAAGAUGAUGGUGCAAGUGGUGAACCUGAAAGAAAACAAAGAAAGAUAGAAACUGGUAAAAAAUGUAACAUUUGUGUUGAAGUGAAAACCAGCAGAAGACAUGAAAAUGUUCUUCUGGAUCAAAAGGUUUUAGAACAAGUCAUAGCUGAAGCUAUAACAAAUGGAUUUGCUCAAGUUAACAGUAAUAGGAGUGCACUGUCACAUUUCUUAAUUCCAACUAUUGGAACCACAUCUGAUCAUGUUUCUAUUUGUCUUUAUGACCCAGAAAAUGACAUCUUGCUGUACAUAAAGGAACAGCUUGAGUUAUGGUCUCCAGGGACAAAAAAGAACCAGCUAAAUGUUUUUACCAUAAUUGUCAUUUGGAUUUUCUUGAAUUUUACUUUUUUAACCCGGAAAAAUUUUGCUGCUAUAGUAGAUCUUGACAAGUCUGGAUUACAUGCAGAUUUACAGCAAGAUCUUUACUAUUACAAAAAGGCAAGAGCAAAGGAAAAUUUUAUUUCAUCAACAACUAAUGAAGCAUUGUGGAAAACAAUCGUAGAACAACCAAGAGUGCCAAAAGAACCAACCAAAGAUGAUCCCCCGGUAGUGUAAACUUAAGUACAAAGUCUUAGACUUUUUUCGAUUAUGCAUUGAGUCAUCAAAUGAAAAUUGUUAUAUGGCUUUUUGUUGGGAGGGUACAGAUUAAGUUCGAUUCCCGGCUGUCUUUGACCUUUCUUGACAGAGUUAUGCCCCCUUGAACUUAGAAAAUUCUCUGGAAAUAUUAUUUUUCGACCUUUUUAACUCACCUGCCCGAAAGGCAAGUGAGCUUAUGCCCUGGCGUGGCAUCCGUCGUCUGUCAGGUGUCAACUUUUCUUUUAAACAACUUCUUCAGACUAACUUAAAAGCAUAGGGUAAUGAUAUUUGGCAGGAAGCUCUACCAAGUUUUGGAAAAGAAAUGACUUUGACCUUUAUUCAAGGACACAGAGGUCAAAUUUGUUAAAACCUUUAAACGACUUCUUCUGAAAUACUGGAAGGCCUAGAAUCAUUAUAUUUGGCUGAAAGGUUCCUUUGAUGAAGCCCAAGAAAGUUUGCGAAAGGAAAUGACCUUGACCUUUAUUCAAGGUCACAGGAACCAAAUUAGUUGAAAACAUUGAAACGACUUCUUUUGACAAACGGAAAAGCAUAGAGUAAUGAUAUUUGGUAAGAAGGUUCCUUGAAAAAAAUUCUAUAUAGCUUGGAAAAAGAAAUGACCUUCAGCUUUAUUCAAGGUCACAGGGAUCAAAUUUGUUAAAACCUUUAAACGAUUUCUUUUGAUUAACCGAAAAGCAUAGAGUAAUGAUCUUUGGUAGGAAGGUUCCUUUGAUGAAGCCCAACAAAGUUUGCAAAAAGAAAUGACCUUGACUCAUACUCAAGGUCACAGAGGUCAAAUUUGUUUAAACCUUUAAACGACUUCUUUUAACUAACAGAAAGGCAUAGAGUAAUGGUAUGUGGUAGGAAGGUUCCUUGAUUAAAGCUCUACAAAGUUUGCGAAAAGAAAUGAACUUGACCUUUAUUCAAGGUCAAAGGGGUCAAAUUUGUUAAAACCAUCAAACAACUUCUUCUGAUUAAUCAAAAGGUUUGGGAGCAUGAUAUUAAGUAAGAAGGUUCCUUGGAUGAAGCCCAACAAAGUUUGCGAAAAUAAAUGACCCUGACCUUUACUGGAUGUCAUAGGGGUAUAAUUAGUUAAAAACCUUUAACAACUUCUUCUGAGUAGCCGAAAAGUUUUGGAUCAUGCUAUUUAGCAGGAAGGUUCCUUGGAAGAAGCCCUACAAAGUUUGUGAAAAGAAUUCAACUUUUAUUCAAGGUCACAGGGGUCAAAUAUAUGAAAACCUUCAAAUGACUCCUCAUUGUCAUGUAUCAGAUGAGCAAUUCAGGCCCAUUGGCCCCCUUUUUUGGGUUAUGCUUUGAGUUAUCAAAAUGAGAUGUUGUAUGUAGCUACUUGAAGGAAGAUUACAGAUUAAGUUUGAUUCCUGGCUGUCUGUGACCCUUCUUGGCAGAGUUAUGGCCCUUUGAACUCAAAUUCUUUGGGAAUAUUGUUUUCUGGAAUUUUCUUGGUUAUGCUUUGAAUUAUCAAAUUGGAGUUCUGUAUAUGAGUUCUUUGUCAAAAGUUACGAACUUAGAUCGCUUCUUGGCAGUGAUAUGUCCCUUUGAACUUGGAAAAUUUCUCAGGAAUAUUGCUUUGCGCAGUUUUCCCCUUAUGCAUCGAGUUAUAGAAAUAAAAAUUGGUAUUAUGACAUUAUGGUUGAACUUAACUCAUCAAGUUCGAUUUAUGGAUGACCGUGACACUUUGUGCAGGUGACACAUAUAGUUCCGAGGAACUCUUGUUGACUUAAUUAGCUCACCUGCUUUAGGCACGAAGGGCCAUGCAAGUUUUUGCCAAUUGUCUAACCAUUGGCCUUUCAAUAGUUGUCAUUUCACCUGGUCUUAAGGACUGAUAAGCUUAGCACAUGCCAUACUGCUGUGUCUGUUUUUCCAGGGUUGUGCAUUGUCCGACAUAUGUCUGUUAACAAUGAAAAUUUAAUUUGAAGCUUUCAGAUUCCUGAACUAUUGGAAAAAUAUGAAGGAUAUGAAGUAAACAUAUUCUUAUUUUUAUGUAAAGUGAUUAUUGUAGGCCUAUACAAUUAUAAAGCCUUCAUGUCAUACAUGCUAAAUGAUAGAUGAAAAGACUGUCAAAUUUUUAGUAAAGUUCCAAUGGUACAGAUUUUGUAUAAAUGAUGGGUGUCUGCCCAGUAGGACAUGAGUGAUGGGGCCCAAAAGGGGAUAUUUUGCAAUUUCUUUAAAAUCCUAUCCUCCAGUAGAAUGGUUAUUGCCUAAAGUACCCUUGGGUGAAGAAGAAUACAUUUUGUAUAAACAGUUUAUUUUGGCCAU
Messenger RNA from Ylistrum balloti, 3581 nucleotides. RefSeq lists its product as uncharacterized. The transcript has 3 exons. The coding region runs from base 9 to 1286 and encodes 425 amino acids. The record is from RefSeq and is a predicted model, not a curated record. Lineage: Eukaryota; Metazoa; Mollusca; Bivalvia; Pectinida; Pectinidae.